AUGACCAAUCCGGGAACUGUCAAAAAUUUAGCAGAAUCUAGAGCGAUAUUUUCGUAUUUUAAUAAAAUUGGUCCUCUAUUAGAAUUUAAAUUUGGGAGGGAAUUAGUGGAGCACAAGAAAAUCUUGAAAUUUGGAUGGGUCAGCUAUAAGGACAACGAAAUAUCUGCAAAACUGUUGUCGACCGAAACCUUAUCACUGCCUGAGCCCUUAUCCGUCGAUGUUAAAUUCGAAGAAUCGAUUCACGAAGCUGUUCACCACAAACCAUUGCCUCACCGGUAUAGACCCAGAUUCACGGGCUUUUAUAUUAACGAGAGUAACCCGAAAGAGAAUAUAGACGCCUCUAAAAUUUUGGAUUUAUUCUCAACACCAUUGUCGGUGUCAAAGGAAAAUUCCUCGGCAAAGGACACAGGCACAGGCGAGGGGGAAACAACUGUUGAAGAACUUAUCGAAGAAUCAAUUGAAGAUUCGGAAACCAAUCACAAGUCGUCGUCAUUGUCAAAU
This is a messenger RNA of Acaulospora colombiana, 501 nucleotides long. NCBI's taxonomy places the organism in Eukaryota, Fungi, Glomeromycota, Glomeromycetes, Diversisporales, Acaulosporaceae. The record is from the annotation of a GenBank genome assembly.